Messenger RNA from Oryzias latipes (Japanese medaka), 4072 nucleotides. It is a transcript of the gene fam78bb, whose product is annotated as family with sequence similarity 78 member Bb. The record is from RefSeq and is a predicted model, not a curated record. Lineage: Eukaryota; Metazoa; Chordata; Actinopteri; Beloniformes; Adrianichthyidae.
GAGCGCGGCGGGAAUGCCAGCAGCUCCCGCGGCUGUGACCGGGAGCACGCCGCCGUUAUCUGCUGGUUUGGUGAAGAUGAGCGCUCCCCUUCAACGCUGACGCUGUUUGGGUUUUCCUCCGCGGAUGCGCAGGCAUGACGGAUUCCCCUCACGCCGCGCAGCAGAUCACAUCCGGCGGCGGCGGCGGCUCAUGCACCGGAUUGCUACUGCCGCCGCCCGAGCAGCGAGCUCCCCUCCCGGCGACGGGCCCAGAACGCCUCUUGUGACAUGACAGCUCGGGGCAGAAAGACGAGGAUCGAGGGUAGCAGGCAGGGGUCACGACACGAGCGGAAACGGAUCAGAUCCUGGAGCAGAGAGAGCCCAGAAACCGGGGGUCGGGACUUUCUGAGCGCAGAGGAUCCAAACACCGAUGUGUUCGGAGAACAGCCUGGUUACGGGUCUCCUCUGGGUCGGAACAUCCAGAGAGUCAGUAGAAAGCAGACCAAUCCAGGUCCUCCUGGCAUCUGAUCCCCAAGCCUCGGUGCGGGUCUGAGUCGGGGCUUCCUCCGCCUCUCAUCCACGGCGGAUGCGCGGCCUCGCUGUGGUCGCAGCCGCGGACACGCGCAGCCAUGGGCUGCAUUCAGAGCAUCGCCUGCAACAAAUCGCGAAUUAAGCGCGAGAACAUCCUGGUGCAGGACCUGUCGGCCACCAUCGACCACUGCCCGACCGUCAUCGAGGAGAACUCCCCCAUAGUGCUGCGGUACAAGACGCCCUACUUCAAAGCGUCCGCGCGGGUUGUCAUGCCCCCCAUCCCGCGCCAAGACACAUGGGUAGUUGGUUGGAUCCAGGCGUGCACCCAGAUGGAAUUCUACAACACCUAUGGAGACAUCGGCAUGUCAAGCUGGGAGCUGCCUCAGCUGCGAGAAGGUUUGGUGAGGGCCAUCAGUGACUCUGACGGGGUCAGCUAUCCUUGGUACGGAAACACCACAGAGACCGUCACCAUCGUCGGCCCCACCUCCAAGCCGUCCCGCUUCACCGUGAGCAUGAACGACAACUUUUACCCCAGUGUCACUUGGGCUGUGCCAGUCAGCGAAUCCAACACACCCUUACUGACUAACAUCAAACGGGACCAGAGCUUCACCACCUGGCUGGUGGCGCUCAACACCACAUCCAGGGAAAAGAUCCUGCUCCACACCAUCAAGUGGAGGAUGAGGGUCGACGUCAUGGUGGACCCCUCCCAGCCUCUGGGCUCAAGGGCCAGGCUGGUGGGCCGGCUGUACCAGGACCAGCCGCGGGUGCUGGCCCGCAUGGAGCCGGUCCCCUCCAACGCCAUGGGAAAGCCAAACGCCAACGACGCUCAAGUCUUAAUGUGGAGACCAAGGAGGGGCCCUCCUAUUGUUGUCAUCCCCCCCAAGUAGAAGAAUAUGAUUGACAGGUCUUCAGUGUAAAUCACUGAGAUAUGCAGUAUUCCAGUGGAGACGAUGAUGAGGGCAAAUGAUGGCUUGAAGGGGACUUAUUGCCUUAAUGCAGUUUCCCUGACAUGCGUCAGAAAUUACACAGAAACAAAACGCCACGUCUUUGUUUCCAUCACAGGUCAUGGCUGGAGUUCCCUCCGCCCCCGGGGGCAAGCCUCUUUCUAGAGAUGCUCAACAGCUUUGACCCGUGGACACAAAUGCCCGAGUUCCAUGGUCCAGGAAAACCUGAGGUCUUUGGUCUGAGGGUUCAGCAGUGAAAACGCCGCUUGCAGUUGAAACCUUCUCGUGAGUCACAGAAACACAGAAUUGCAAACGACGCUCACCGAUGACAGAACGUUAAAAAAAAACUCCUCAGGCGGAGGAUAAAAACCUCCCAGUAAUAGUGGUGGAGCAACUUUUUAGGCUGCUUUGACUAAACAUGUAAAAAUCCUCAUCAUGUAUUGUUACACAGUAUGAUCCUUGUUCUGUAAGACAGAAAUGCAGAGUUGGAAACCCCCGCCUUCUGUUCGCUGAGCCACCUGGCUGCCCUCCCACUGCGGUGAAGCGCACCAGAGUUCACCUGCAAGCAAACGGCAGCCAUGUUUCCAGGUGCUCCCAACUCUGGGGUUGUGUCCCAAUUCCCUCACCACUUAAAGCGCCAUAUAGGGUGUUUUCUUAAGGGUGUCCAAAUCUACAGUUCCAAAAUCCAGUCCCAAAUUUCCCAGAAGUCUCUGCAAAAAAAUAGUUUGCAUCCAUGCUCAAUAGAUUGCUAAAUAUAGACCACUACGCAUUGCGUUUCAACAAUUCGUAGUUUGAUAAAAAUGAUUUAAACUUAUUUUUGUAUAAUUUAUGGAGCCCCUAAAGAGACACUGAAGUAUUUUCUCGUGCGCACUAGAUAGCGACUGGUACGCUCGAGCAAUCAGAAGUUUUCUUUUUUUGUUUUACUUGGAUGUGAUAAAUCAUUCAGUGGAUUUAUCAACAAUCGUCAUCUUUUCUAGGUUUUUACUUCUGAAAACGGGUGACAUCACAUUUUGUGUUGAAAAAAAAGUAGUUCUCAUGUCUCCGAAUCGCAUUCAAAUCCAUGGCACCCUACAUAGUCCUACAGGGCUUAUGGCGGGAAUUCAGACACAACCUGGGUGAGACCACACAUCAACAGAGAAAACAAACAUCUUGACUUUGGAGAUCUGAAAUGAGGAGGAGCUCACAGACAGAGUAAAGUCUGAGCGGCUCCCUGAAUAUUUCCAGGUUUGGAUUUGUCUUUACAGUUUUGGAGUCUUAGACCUUCAGGAGCCCGUAGAGAUGUCCCCUUCAUGCUGAGAGUUUGACGGCACACAUCCGAGUGAACGUUCUGAAGGGAACCCUGCCUUAACUCCCCACUGCUGCCUUUGAAGACUCAGACAUGUUUCUUUGCUUUGGUGCUGAUGAGCUGUGGUGAAGCGUCCGCGCCUUUGCCAAACGGGAAGAAACUGCAGGUGGAUGGAAACCUGCACUGUAGCUUCUCCAACAGGAGACAUGAAGUCUUCACACAUGCAGGUUGUUUCAGCCUGAAUGGAGACAUUCACAUCUGACAAACCGCUGAGUAAGCGUCUCCAAGAAAAGAGGUUAGUGUUUCAGCUCCCAGGAGAGCAGCGCCAUCAUGGCGGCGUUUGUUCCUAUCAGAGAAUCAGCUGCAGGAGGAGGGUGCUGGGUUUGUGUCUUUUCUUUCAUGUGGAUCCAGGCUUGCUGCUGCCUCACACCAGACUGCCUCACACACAUCCGAGCCUCAUUUGAUUUGAUCUCACACGGUUUGGUGGUUUCAGCCCCGCGUCACAGCGAUGCUGUCGUCCUCAAAUGAAGCCAUGCAGACGGACGUUUCCACGCCGCAGAGCUUUUCCGGUUCUGCCUUUAAAAAGCCAGAGUUGCCUGUUGAUGACAGCCUGCGACUGUAAAACCUGAAGGUGUCUUUUGCCCAGAGAGGAGGACAGCCGUGAUGCUUUCAUGACCGGGGGAGGCGGGGCAAACAGGUGUAUGUUGCCAUCAGAGCAGUAUUAGAGUAUCUGUAGCAGUGUAGAAAACAGUCCAGCAGCGGGACCGUCUCCGCUGCUGGAGCCUUAAAGACUGAAAAAGAUGCCAAACAGUCUAAACGGUUUACACAAAACCGAGACAUAAAGGUAAAAACGAAAGAAACGACGAUAAUCAGCCUUUGUAGUUCAUUUGGAACAAAGGCGUUUGACAAUAAAAGAGUAUUUGAGAUCUAAGAAGAGCAGAUUUUUUUGUAUCCUAAGAGAUUUUUUGAACUUUUUUGUGUACAUUGAUGUUCCUCAGCAGAUCAUUUGUUAGUUUGGCCCCAUUUAAAGUCCCACUCUGAUCUUCUUCUGAUCAGUUUUCACAGUUGCCAGUGAUCUUUUAAUUACGAUGAUUCCGUUUUUAACCUAAAUAAAUGGAAAAAAAAACCUGUCAUUUUCUAGAACAUAGUUUCUGCUCAGCGGCAGGAGUUCAUUAGAAACUCCCCUCUGAGUUGUGAGUGGGACUGUUGUUGGCGGGGACUAAGCCUGCCCCGACUUCCCAUCAUCCCUUUGUUUACAAUCUCCCCUACUAGCUUACAGCCCCCCACACCCACAUCCUAAGAUUAGCGGUGCAACAAAAACGUUGCAAUAUCG